UUGUUAGAACGUAGCACAUUGCCAAAUAUGGAAAUUCGCAAGGUAGAUGGCAACACCCCAUUUUGCAUGGCUGCAAUUUCAGGAAACGUAGAAAUUGCAACAAUUUUAUUAGAGAAGAACCCAAAUCUGGUAUGGAGUAGAGGGCAUAAAGAUAUGCUACCAAUUCAUUUGGCAUCCUCUGCUGGGCAUCCUCGUAUGGUCGAAUUCCUGUUUCAAAACACCCGACAAGACAUCCACAUUAAUCUUCCCUUCCCAGACAUCGUCACGCUGUUUUUCUUGACCAUUACCAACAACAUUUACACUGUGGCAUGGAAUUUGUUGGAUAAAUAUCCAAUACUGGCAAGUACAGAAAACGAAGAGAGGCGAACACCAUUGCAAGUGCUUGCUCAAUUGCCACUAUGCCAGAAUGCUCCUGGUUAUCAAGAUAUUCUUAGUUUGCUGUUCGAGGGUAUGGAAGAGGAAUUUCUGAACUCAGAGAGAACUUCAGAAGCAAUGUUUGAUGCAGCAAAAUCUGGAAAUGUCAUGAUUUUAGAAUUUAUUUUUAAGUACAAUCCAGCUUUGUUGACGAAAGUGAAUUCUGAAGGGCAAAGCUUACUUCACAUUGCAAUUUUGCAUCGGCAUGUUACCGUGUACAGAUUAAUAAAGAGCAAGGGGGCAUACAAGAAUGUUAUGUUACAACUGGUCGAUUAUGAUGGAAACAAUGUUCUUCAUUUAGCUGGAAAGUUAGCAGCUGAAGGAAGAUUUGGAUCACCAAUGCAUCAAGUUCUUAUUUGUAGCGAGGAGCUAUGGUUUAAGGAAGUGGAGAAGACAGCUCCACCUGCAUUGAAAACAAAGGUAAAUAGAGAUGGAUGGAGGCCGAGAGAAGUAUUUUAUAGGGAACACAAAGAACUAUCUGAAAAAGCAGUAUGUGAACUGAAUGGAAUAGCAAAUAAUUUUCUAGUUGUAGGAACUCUUGUUGUCACGUUAGGGAUAAGUGCAGCUCUCACCAUUCGCACUAACAAUAUCAGUGGAGAGACUCCUGUUUUUGACCAGAACAGAUGGUACAUUAUAUUUAUUGUAUCUGUGGCAUUUGGAAUAAGCUUCUGUGCUGUAUCAAUGCUGCUCUUCACUUCAGUUAUUCUCCCUUCAAAAUGGAUGCCAGACCAAUGUUUUGUUAGCUUCCGACUAACAAGAAUUGUGGGUGGCUGUCUGUUACUUUAUGCUUCUGUUGGAAUCUUGGGUACCAUCUCUGUCAUGUCUGGUACAGUUUUGGUCUAUAACUUCUUUCCCAAAUGGAUCUUCUGUGCUAUUGCUUCACUUAGUGCUAUUCCAGUCAUCUUAUCUUUUGUAAUUUACCAUUAUUCUUUGUAUCUGGCUAAACACUUAAUACUAGCCUUUUGCGAGGAAGCAGCAAUGAGAACACUGUCCAGAGUGGGGAUUAAGUGGACUCCAUUUUACUUUGGUUAG
Abrus precatorius (Indian licorice) is the source of this 1446-nucleotide messenger RNA. RefSeq lists its product as uncharacterized. The record is from RefSeq and is a predicted model, not a curated record. NCBI's taxonomy places the organism in Eukaryota, Viridiplantae, Streptophyta, Magnoliopsida, Fabales, Fabaceae. The transcript is spliced from 4 exons. Gene Ontology annotation, molecular function: protein binding. Bases 28 to 1446 code for a protein of 472 amino acids.